AUGGCCUGUGAACCAGGCUGCCCAGUCCCUGUGGCAUUUUUGUGGCAGAGUGGACUAUGGCUUCCUGAGAAUCUUGACCCUCUCAAUUUAAAAGCUCGUGUGGAGGAGAUUGAACGCAUUCUUGAAUAUAAUUUUACUACUGCAUUGUCCUCAGGCAGAUUGAACAAGAAAAAUGUCAAAAGCACACCUACACUGACGCCUUUCCUUCGCCAUGGCUUUGUGAAUUUAACUUCUGGUGGAGAGGAUCGGCCACAAUGUGUGGCAUGUCACAAAGUGUUGACAAAUGAAAGCCACAAGCCAUCAAAACUCUCAGCUCACCUCCAGAAGUGCCAUCCAAAUCUUCAAAAUAAGGAUCAGGCUUAUUUUCAGCGCCAGGCUGUAGCAUUGAAGAAUAUCCAGUUCGGCUCAUCUGGAAUUCAAGCCCAAAAGCUUCAAGCUGCGGUCGAAGCAUCCUACUGUGUUGCAUAUAAAAUUGCCGAACAACAGAAAUGCCACACCAUUGCAGAGAAUCUGAUUAUGCCUUGUGCAUACGAGAUGGUAAGCAAGGUAUGUGGGGAGGAUCAAGCGAAGAAACUGAGUGUCAUAUCUCUAUCAAACAACACCAUCCGCCGACGAGUUGAUGACAUGGCAUCAGAUAUCCUGUCCCAAGUUACAACAGAGAUCAAGGAAAGCUCAUAUGGCAAAUUCUCCUUGCAAUUUGAUGAAUCGUGUGACGUAGCCAGUUGUGCUGUUCUCCUUGGGUUCGUCCGUUACGUCCACCAGGACAAGAUCAAAGAAGAGUUCCUAUUAUGCGAGGAUCUGCUGACAACCACAAAGGGAGAAGAUGUCUUCAAUAUCAUCAACAGUUUCUUUACCAAGAAUGGAUUGGAUUGGAACAGCGUUCAACAGGUCUCCGUCGAUGGAGCACCGUCGAUGAUGGGUGGUCAUCGUGGAUUACGGGGCCUCAUACAAGCUAUCAAUCCAGAAAUUUCUGUAGAUCACUGCAUCAUUCAUCGGUACUCUCUUGGAUCGAAAAGCCUGCCUGGUAAUCUGAAGUUAGUGUUUGAAGAUGUGUUGAAAAUAUCGCAACUUCAUCAAGUCCAGAGAUGUGAAUUCGCGCAUAUUCAAGGAGCUGUGCAAGGAAAUGGGAGAGCAGUAUCAAGUUCUGCUCUACCACACGAUGUUCGCUGGUUGUCACGAGGCAAGGUUGUACGUCGAGUCAUUGAGCUCCGAAAAAGCUGUUCAGGAAUUCCUGGAACAAAAAGAAUCUCCUUUUGCUACCAAGUUCACCGAUAA
This is a messenger RNA of Cherax quadricarinatus, 1275 nucleotides long. The record is from RefSeq and is a predicted model, not a curated record. NCBI's taxonomy places the organism in Eukaryota, Metazoa, Arthropoda, Malacostraca, Decapoda, Parastacidae.